AUGUAUCCUGCACUGGCAGCAAAGAUCAUGAACUGCAGAUUGUUGAGACGCAGUGAACCGCCGGUGGGAGUUGGAGAUCCAUGUGCGGGUUGUAAUAAACCAAUUUUAGAUAAAUUUUUAUUAAAUGUCCUGGAGAGAGGAUGGCAUGCGUCAUGUGUGCGUUGCUGUGAAUGCCUUCAAUUAUUAACUGAUAAAUGCUUUAGUAGAGAAUCUAAAUUAUAUUGUAGAAAUGAUUUUUUUAGACGUUAUGGCACCAAAUGUAGUGGCUGCGGCCAAGGUAUUGCACCCUCCGAUCUCGUACGAAAACCGCGUGAUAAAGUGUUCCACCUAAAUUGCUUUACAUGCUGUAUGUGCCGAAAACAGCUCAGCACCGGUGAACAACUUUAUGUGCUGGACGACAAUAAAUUUAUCUGCAAGGAAGAUUAUCUGCUCGGUAAAGCGCCUUCAUGUGGGCAUAACUCACUCAGUGGUAAGUACACCAAAUACAGCCAUAACACAUUUAAACGAACAGAAGCUGUAAAAGUUAAACCAUAAAUUGUCAACAAUGUUUUUGGCCAAACAACAC
Teleopsis dalmanni is the source of this 565-nucleotide messenger RNA. RefSeq names its product LIM/homeobox protein Lhx1-like. The transcript is spliced from 3 exons. Gene Ontology annotation, molecular function: DNA-binding transcription factor activity, RNA polymerase II-specific; RNA polymerase II transcription regulatory region sequence-specific DNA binding. Gene Ontology annotation, biological process: neuron differentiation; regulation of transcription by RNA polymerase II. The coding region runs from base 1 to 534 and encodes 177 amino acids. Lineage: Eukaryota; Metazoa; Arthropoda; Insecta; Diptera; Diopsidae. The record is from RefSeq and is a predicted model, not a curated record. Gene Ontology annotation, cellular component: nucleus.